AUGGAUGGAGAGUGGGACGAGCUGGAUGGAGAGGGACGAGUGGAUGGAGAGGUGGACGAUGGAUGGAGAGUGUGGGGACGAGCUGAAUGGGGAGGUGGGGACGAGCUGAGUGAGAGUGUGGGACGAGCUGGAUGGAGAGGUGGGGACGGAGAGUGGGGACGAGCUGGAGGGAGAAUGGGGACAAGCUGGCGGAGAGGGUGUGGGGACGAGGCUGGAUGGAGAGUGUGGGGACGAGCUGGAUGGAGAGUGUGGGGACGAGCUGGAUGGAGAGUGGGAUGGAUGGCACGCUGGAUGGAGAGGUGGGGACGAGCUGAGUGGAGAGUGUGGGGGACAAGCUCAGUGGAGAGUGUGGACGAGCUGGAUGGAGAGUGUGGGGACGAGAUGGAUGGAGAGUGGACGAUCUGGAUGGAGUGGGGACGAGCUGAUGGAGAGUGUGGGGACGAGCUGGAUGGAGUGUGUGGACGAGCUGAUGGAGAGUGUGGGGACGAGCUGAGUGGAGAGGUGGGGGACGAGCUGGAUGGGAGUGUGGGGACGAGCUGA
Homarus americanus (American lobster) is the source of this 540-nucleotide messenger RNA. Its product is annotated as prothoracicostatic peptide-like. The transcript has a single exon. Bases 1 to 540 code for a protein of 179 amino acids. Lineage: Eukaryota; Metazoa; Arthropoda; Malacostraca; Decapoda; Nephropidae. The record is from RefSeq and is a predicted model, not a curated record.